This is a messenger RNA of Nicrophorus vespilloides, 619 nucleotides long. RefSeq names its product anaphase-promoting complex subunit 15-like. Gene Ontology annotation, biological process: regulation of mitotic cell cycle spindle assembly checkpoint. The record is from RefSeq and is a predicted model, not a curated record. Lineage: Eukaryota; Metazoa; Arthropoda; Insecta; Coleoptera; Silphidae. Gene Ontology annotation, cellular component: anaphase-promoting complex. The transcript has 4 exons. The coding region runs from base 127 to 489 and encodes 120 amino acids.
UAUCCUCAGCUGUUUGUAAACAAAAAAAAAUAGAAGAUUCAAUUCAUUCAAUAGUGAGAGAGAUUGAUUCGAUUGAUUGAACUUUUUCCGUUUCCUGUGCUAUCCCCCAAGAGGUUCUGCACCAGAAUGUUUCCCAGAUUUCCGACUCUAAACCCAAACAUGGUUGACACUGCCUGGUUCAAUGUUGAUCAGCCCUGCGAUGAUGAGACUGAAGUAGCUGAAUUGGAGAAGGAACAUCAGGCUUGGAGAAAUGCCAUAUCGCAAUGGAACAGCGAUUUAAUUCCGAUCGGAAAAUCGGCUUCCGAGAAUUUGGAGGAUGAGGAGGAAGAAGAGGACGAAGACGACAAUGACGAUGAUGACGACGAGUCUGAGACUCACGACGAAGAGGAAGAAGACGAAAUUGUGAUGGACGUAUCUCAAGAGAGAAAUGUGUCUCAAGAGAGAAACAUGUCUCCGGUGGACGUCACCAUUCGGAUGGCCCCAGCGUAGAUCGCAGGUUACUUUUUAAAUUAAUUAACUUCCCAAAAGUUGAAAUCUUAAUUAAUGACUUUGGUCAGUUUUAAUUAUUUGCUAGUUAAUUACAUGAUAUCAUUAAAUACGCAUAUACUAUUUGUUUCAA